Messenger RNA from Aethalodelphis obliquidens (Pacific white-sided dolphin), 1509 nucleotides. RefSeq names its product peptidylprolyl isomerase like 1 (gene PPIL1). Gene Ontology annotation, molecular function: peptidyl-prolyl cis-trans isomerase activity. The transcript has 4 exons. Lineage: Eukaryota; Metazoa; Chordata; Mammalia; Artiodactyla; Delphinidae. Gene Ontology annotation, cellular component: catalytic step 2 spliceosome. Bases 285 to 806 code for a protein of 173 amino acids. The record is from RefSeq and is a predicted model, not a curated record. Gene Ontology annotation, biological process: protein peptidyl-prolyl isomerization; protein folding.
CAGCUUGCAUUCGCCUUGCACCCCAGAUUCUCGUCCUUGGAGGUGGGGGGUCCCUCCCCUUCCUCGUCUCAAGCACCCAAAUUUUGGCAUCGCUCGAGGUGAAUGGCGGGAACCGGAAGUGUGUGCAGCGGCGGCGGGUACCCGGCGAAUCGGGUCCCAGGCGAAUCGCCGGAAGUAACAAUUGCUACGGGAGGUUUCCCCCAGCUUAGCUAUGGCGGCGAUCCCUCCAGAUUCCUGGCAGCCGCCCAACGUAUACUUGGAGACCAGCUUGAAAAGGAAGAGUCAUGGAGCAGUCCCAUAACGUUUCUGUCUGCUGUGACCUUGUUCUUGACUGGAGCUCUACUGUCCUCUCCCCCUGCAGCAUGGGGAUCAUCGUGCUGGAGCUGUACUGGAAGCACGCUCCAAAGACUUGUAAGAACUUUGCUGAAUUGGCUCGUCGAGGUUACUACAAUGGCACCAAAUUCCACAGAAUCAUCAAAGACUUCAUGAUCCAGGGAGGUGACCCAACAGGGACAGGUCGAGGUGGUGCAUCUAUCUAUGGCAAGCAGUUUGAAGAUGAACUUCAUCCAGACUUGAAAUUCACAGGGGCUGGAAUUCUCGCCAUGGCCAAUGCCGGGCCAGACACCAACGGCAGCCAGUUCUUUGUGACCCUGGCUCCCACCCAGUGGCUUGACGGCAAGCACACCAUUUUUGGCCGUGUGUGCCAGGGUAUAGGAAUGGUGAAUCGAGUAGGAAUGGUGGAAACAAACUCCCAGGACCGUCCUGUGGACGAUGUGAAGAUCAUUAAGGCAUACCCUUCUGGGUAGACUUGCUGCACUCUUGGGCACACCCAGGUCUUCUGAGAUGGCUCCAGUGAACCAGUUUCCAGAUGACCUAGAAUGAUACGUAACUCUAAACUGCAUUUUGGUCUUGCAAAUCUGAGGCGCUGAGGAGGCCUGGGGCCUUGGGUGAGUUAGAGAUGGAAGUGUAUUUUAAUAGGAUGCUUCUUUUCUCUUCCCCAGUGCCUGUGUUGACAGAGCAUUUGCAGAAAUGCCCAUGCGUGAUUGUUCACAGGUUACUGCUCACUGCAAAUGACCCAUACUGCUCCUUCUUGUGUGUAUCUGCUCUAUACACUUGGAACGAAAUGAAGCCAACUCUGUCAUUUCGCAGUGCCUAACCAGCCUCUUCUUGCAGAAAUUUAUAUUCUGGGCUACACUGCAGUCUUUGGUGGCUGACAGCCGUAGAAUUCAGAACCAAGUAGUGUCUAUCAGCCUUCUUAACUGUGUGCACCCCCUAUUUCAGUCCUUUGCCUUUGUUCUUCCAGGGAUUGUAUGCAUCCUAUAUAUAUUUUCCCUCUCAAAACCAGAACAUCAACACUGCUGUUUCCGACACUUAGACAUCCCACGCAAAGCCACAUUGAAUUUUUGCCAAGUGAAAAAUGCAUCCAACAAUCAAGUUUCUAAGAAUGUGUCAAGUGGGGAAUGAUAAUGUGUAAUAAUUGAGAAAUUAAUUUAUUAAAAAGAAGCAGAA